GUGUAGAACCUUUAACUUUUGACAUUCACAUUUCACUGAGAAAAUCGGUUUAUUGACAAACCAAAGUAAUUUCUAGAAAUUAUAAUUAAAGUUUAUUUUGCAAGAUCUACUUACUUCCUAUCGUAAUAGUCACUAGUAUAAUAAAACUAAGUAAAGAAUAUACCUACAAUAUGAAUAUCGGUCGAAAAGACGGUGGACCGGGUUAUGUUGGUAUACAAUUUUGUCAAGAAUGCAAUAACAUGCUUUACCCACGAGAAGAUAAAAACAACAAAGUCCUCCAGUACGCUUGUCGAAAUUGCGAUUAUAAACAACUGGCAGACUCAAAUUGUGUGUAUGUCAACAAAAUCAUGCACGAAGUAGAUGAACUAACACAUAUAAAUCCCGAUGUAGUAAGCGAUCCGACAUUACCCCGCACAAAAGAUCACGUCUGCCCGAAAUGUAAUCACAGGGAAGCUGUAUUCUUCCAAGGUCAAACGAGACGUGCAGAAGAAGAAAUGAGGCUGUAUUAUGUGUGCACCAGCUGCAAACACAGGUGGACGGAGUGAAAGAUCUUCAAUAGUUUCAAGUGUUGGUUAUAUAUCUUGAGACCACUUAGAAGUGAAAUUAAUUCCAUUUCCAUAAAUAAUAAAUUGCUAUUACUGUAAGCAGGGUUACUACAAAUAAAAUGCAAUAUGGUUUGA
Danaus plexippus (monarch butterfly) is the source of this 680-nucleotide messenger RNA. It is a transcript of the gene RpII15, whose product is annotated as DNA-directed RNA polymerase II subunit RPB9. Gene Ontology annotation, biological process: maintenance of transcriptional fidelity during transcription elongation by RNA polymerase II; transcription initiation at RNA polymerase II promoter; DNA-templated transcription. NCBI's taxonomy places the organism in Eukaryota, Metazoa, Arthropoda, Insecta, Lepidoptera, Nymphalidae. Gene Ontology annotation, molecular function: DNA-directed RNA polymerase activity; nucleic acid binding; zinc ion binding. Gene Ontology annotation, cellular component: RNA polymerase II, core complex. Bases 171 to 545 code for a protein of 124 amino acids. The transcript has a single exon. The record is from RefSeq and is a predicted model, not a curated record.